This is a messenger RNA of Eruca vesicaria subsp. sativa (arugula), 393 nucleotides long. NCBI's taxonomy places the organism in Eukaryota, Viridiplantae, Streptophyta, Magnoliopsida, Brassicales, Brassicaceae. The record is from the annotation of a GenBank genome assembly.
AUGUUCUCUUUAUCUAAGUAUAAACCAUGCCUAACAAUGCCUAAUGGAGUGAAUGAUUUGUGUUUAAAAAACGAGCAGAUUGUGCGUGCGUUAGAAGGAAACGUAUCACUGUCAGAUCUUAACGAAGGGAUGAGACCAGGUCAAAGCAAUGUAUACAGCUCAUAUGGAGGAAGCACUGAUUAUGACUCGAGCCAAUACAAUGAAGACAUGAAGAAGUUUAGGAAAAUGGCACUUGGAACUCAAGAGCACAACACCACCGGGGAGUACAGUAAUCCAACAAGUGACUAUGGACUGUACCCAUCUGGUUCAAGCAGCGAGGGCCAAACCACACGCGAAAUGGAGAUGGGGAAGAUUAAGAGAACCGGUCAAGGUUAUAGUGGACCUUCCCUGUAA